ACAUGAUGAUGAUGGCCAAAACUCUGUCUCCCAACCCAAUGGCUGCGACCUGGAUCUACAUUGGCUGCGCGCUGCUGCUGCUGUGCCUUUGCGCCUCAGCCCGGGCAGCUCCCUCCGUCAGUGACUUGGAGCAACUGGGCGAACUGGAGCGCACGCUCAAGGAGCUGGCCACCUCGGUGCUGGCCAUGAAUGGCGGCAUUGCUGGCAGUGCGGACGGGGAUAUGGAGAACGAUUUGGAUUUGGGCACCGACAGCUCGGCUAUUCUGGAGUACUUGAACAAGCUUUCGCUAUAAAA
Drosophila mojavensis is the source of this 295-nucleotide messenger RNA. RefSeq lists its product as uncharacterized. The coding region runs from base 3 to 293 and encodes 96 amino acids. The transcript is spliced from 2 exons. The record is from RefSeq and is a predicted model, not a curated record. NCBI's taxonomy places the organism in Eukaryota, Metazoa, Arthropoda, Insecta, Diptera, Drosophilidae.